GCCAUCGAGUCUGGUCACAAUCUCUGGCACCUUGCCGAGUGGCACUCAACAGGACGGGAUGUUGGCCUUUUGGCUGAGCCUGGACGAUUGUCUUUGUGACUACAACGAGAGCCUCGAGUGGUUCCAGGCAAUUGUCGAGCAAGCGUUGCGAGACAAGGGUCAAGAUUGGAAAGCUGGGCUGAAAGAGCAAGGCUAUUCCAUGCUGGCCAACAAGCCCAACUUCAGGGGCUUGGCGUUGCUGUUCUUGCCCUUUGAUGCGGCGCGAAAGCUGAGGCGCUGA
Molecule: messenger RNA, 280 nt
Organism: Cladocopium goreaui
Lineage: Eukaryota; Dinophyceae; Suessiales; Symbiodiniaceae
Source: the annotation of a GenBank genome assembly